UCCCAUUGUAUUUAAGCUCACUUUGAGCCUUCAGUAAAUCAUUUUUUAAGCAUUUGUAGAACUUACACACCUAAUCUUCGGAUGUUAGCCAAAGUUAUUUUGUUUCUCUGUUGGGCGGCUUUCGCCAGUGCCCUUCAGUGUCCCGUAUGUACAGAGAAGGGCAACCCCGCCUCGUGCACUGAAGUCGUUGACUGCCACCAGGAUCACGACGUAUGUGAGUUCACGCUUCACUUGAGAGAUGAAAACAGACUGGAAUUCACGUGCCGCAACAGACCCGCCUGCAACCACCAGGAGCUCCAAGACUGUGACGUCAACCAGCACGAGAGAUGCUGGUUCUGCUGUGCCAGUCUACAGGCGUGUCGGGAACAGGCGCACCUCGUCUUUAACACUCUAUUGACGACACCGGUGCCAACCACCGCAACACCUACAACACCUACAACACCUUCAACCACCACCACACCUACAACAACCACAUCACCUACAACAACUACGACAACCACACCAGCACCCCCCAACAUGUGCAUCCAGUGUAACGUGAGUGAACCUUGUGACGCCUACACCGUGCAGGUGACCCCACCCAAAUUGUGCCCCCAGUCGGCGCCAUAUUGUUUCACCAAUAUCGUCCAGAUCAACGACAAAAAGGACAUCUUUAAAGGGUGCGCUGACCACGACUUCUGCAUGUCCAAGUACUGGACCACCUCAGCUAACAACCAGGACUGUAAAGCUGUAGACUUCACGGGCAUGACCGUCGACUGCACCUUCUGCUGUACCGGUGUGGGUUGUAACCUUCCCGUCAGACCGUUCGACAUCAACCUCGUCAACUUUCAGUAGUUAGUUCGACAUCAACCUCGUUAACUAUCAGUAGUUAUCUCCUCCUGGAGGGAUAUCUCAUACUUUAACGUCUUUUAUAAACAGUGAGAUUUUAUUGUAAAAAUAAUGUAAAAAAAUAAACAUC
This is a messenger RNA of Physella acuta, 955 nucleotides long. RefSeq names its product integumentary mucin C.1. Lineage: Eukaryota; Metazoa; Mollusca; Gastropoda; Physidae. The record is from RefSeq and is a predicted model, not a curated record.